AUGACAGGAGAGACCACCCCCGAGGGGCCCGCCUCUGCGGAGGCCGCCACGAAGCCCAGUCCAGAGCCCUUGGGAGAAGGGGCAGCUCUGGAGGCCAGCCCGGGGGAGCAGGCGCCCAAGCCCCAGGAGCCAGACGCACAACCGGCACUUGCCCCGGCGGCCCCUGUAGCCCCCGCACCCCCUGCAGACGUGAAGCCUGCACCUCCGAGUGAAGACGUCCCCAGCGCCCCGCUGCUGCUGGCCGUGGAGGACGUGAGCGACAGCUCGGUGACUGUGAGCUGGGAGCCCCCCGAGACGCUCGGGAGACUGGGCAUCCGGGGCUACGUGCUGGAGCUCCGCCGAGAGGGAGCCUCCGAGUGGGUCCCCGUGAACGCGCGGCCCAUGAUGGUGACCCAGCAGACGCUGAGGAACCUGGCCGUGGGGGACGUCUUCUUCCUGCGCGUGGCUGCCGUGAGCUCUGCGGGCGCCGGCCCGCCAGCCGUGCUGGACCAGCCUGUCCGCAUCCAGGCCAUCAUUGAGCCCCCCAAGAUCCGAGUCCCCCGCCACCUCCGUCAGACCUACAUCCGCCGUGUGGGGGAGUCAGUCAACCUGCAAAUCCCCUUCCAGGGGAACCCCAAGCCUCAGGCCUCGUGGACCCACAAUGGCCACGCCCUGGACAGUCAGCGGGUGAACGUGCGUGCGGGGGACCAGGACUCCAUCCUCUUCAUCCGCUCGGCCCAGCGCGCCGACUCGGGCUGCUAUGAACUCACCGUGCGGCUUGAGGGCCUGGAGGCCAAGGCGGCCAUCGACAUCCUGGUGAUCGAGAACCCCGGCCCCCCCAGCAGUAUCCGGCUACUGGACGUCUGGGGCUGCAAUGCUGCCCUCGAGUGGUCACCGCCCCAGGACACAGGCAACACGGAGCUCCUGGGCUACACGGUGCAGAAGGCCGACAAGAAGACAGGGCAAUGGUUCACGGUGCUGGAGCGCUACCACCCCACCACCUGCACCAUCUCCAACCUCAUCGUGGGCAACUCCUACUCCUUCCGGGUCUUCUCUGAAAACCUGUGUGGCCUCAGCGCCUCGGCCGCGGUCACCAAGGAGCUGGCCCACAUCCAGAAGGCAGAUAUCGUCACCAAGCCCAGAGGGUUUGUUGAGCGAGACUUCCAGGAGGCCCCCACGUUCACGCAGCCCCUGGCGGACCACACGUCCACGCCCGGCUACAGCACGCAGCUCUUCUGCAGCGUGCGAGCCUCGCCCAAGCCCAAGAUCAUCUGGAUGAAGAAUAAGAUGGACCUCCAAGGGGACCCCAAGUACCGCGCGGUGUCGGAGCAGGGGGUCUGCACACUGGAGAUCCGGAAGCCCUGCCCCUUCGACUCGGGCGUGUACACCUGCAAGGCCAUUAACGUGCUGGGGGAGGCGUCUGUGGACUGCAGGCUGGAGGUCAAAGCCUCAGCCACUCACUGAAGCAGGACAGAGUGACUGCGGCGAGGAACAAGGUGAAGG
Molecule: messenger RNA, 1482 nt
Organism: Sorex fumeus (smoky shrew)
Lineage: Eukaryota; Metazoa; Chordata; Mammalia; Eulipotyphla; Soricidae
Gene: MYBPH
Product: myosin binding protein H
Exons: 11
Coding region: 1-1443 (480 amino acids)
Molecular function (GO): protein binding
Source: RefSeq, a predicted model, not a curated record